AUGUCCUCGUCAGAACGGUACGACGAAUUCACCAGGAAACGUCAAGCCGAAGAACGAAAACUGAUCGAAGAAAUCAGAUACAAACGUUCGUGCAUCAAGCUAGCAACCACGUUCCCGUCUGAAGAAGACAUCCAAAAAACAAUAUGUAGAUUUGUUAACUCAAUUGUAUAUAUUGUAUCAUCCAACACUCUCUCUGAGGAAUUCGCUGAAAUACGCGGAUCUCGAGCCAGACUUUUCGCAAGCUUGGACGCGGCGCUCUACAAGAGCCGUCUACAAAACGUGCAUCUACAAGUUCGAAACACCUUGGACAGGAUUCAAAGCGCAUUUGAAGCAUUAUCUAUGGCUUACGAAGUCUACGGACUUCUCGUUCUGUCAGACGAGUCACUCGCGAUUUCUCGCGUGUGUUUUUACGAUAAGAGGGAGCAAGGUGUGACCUUAGAUCCAGCAUUCACAUCGGAUUUCGUUCGCAAAGAGGUGGACUUCCUCACGGAAUUAGAGCAUCAAAUUCAAAGCGAAAUAAGAGAUGCGGGAUUCCAAGAAGAAAGCGAAACCCAUGAAAGCGCAUGGAACCAGGUCAAGGAACUACUCAUCACUAUAUAUAAAGAUAUAGGAGAGCUGAAACAGAAGACCAUCAGUCAAGACGAAACAAUUAAGAGCAUCUCAGAACGGAUUGAUUCCCUCUGUACCGCCAAGGCAACUCGUGAACAGGAACCUGACUUGGACUCUAGGGUUCGAUCGGAAAAGGAGCAAAACGAACACAUAAAGAGAGAGAGACGAGCAUCUUCAGAGCACGAAAAUGAGUCUCUCCACGACAACGAAACAUCCGAAACCAAAGGAAAGGAGAUAGAACCAGAAGAAGAUCUAGAGCUCAUGGACGAUAACGAUUUCGAACUUGAUAACGAACCCGAGGACCUGGAGCUGAGAAGACCCACAGGUUAUCCCGGCCACUUCCAAAGGCUUGAACUCGAAGAACGCAUGACAGAACUGUGGGCAUUCCUGAGGAGCCAUCGAGAAGUCCCUGAGCGGAAAUUUCGUGAAAUCGACAUAAUGAGGGAGCAGGACUGCUAUCUCAUCUGCUCUUUCUGCUUAGCUAAGGGACAGCACUACUCAGAUAGUUGUCCAGUAUACACCAGCGUAGAA
This is a messenger RNA of Haemonchus placei, 1140 nucleotides long. NCBI's taxonomy places the organism in Eukaryota, Metazoa, Nematoda, Chromadorea, Rhabditida, Trichostrongylidae. The record is from the annotation of a GenBank genome assembly.